Stylophora pistillata is the source of this 3036-nucleotide messenger RNA. Its product is annotated as protein Wnt-5a. Gene Ontology annotation, biological process: neuron differentiation; cell fate commitment; canonical Wnt signaling pathway. Gene Ontology annotation, molecular function: frizzled binding; cytokine activity. NCBI's taxonomy places the organism in Eukaryota, Metazoa, Cnidaria, Anthozoa, Scleractinia, Pocilloporidae. The record is from RefSeq and is a predicted model, not a curated record. Gene Ontology annotation, cellular component: extracellular region.
UUUUAAAGGCUGAUUGGAGGAGAUCUACACCGAUCACAAGGCCUGCUUGGUCGUGGACUUGGAGGUUGCUCGUAGUUCAAAUUAAAGGUCUCGAGUUUGUUAUUUGUGUGGACUGGACUGGACUGACCCGGGACAACAAGGACAACAUGUACAUUCUGUUUCGUACAGCUGCAGUCCUGUUACUUCUAAACAUACUCGUAGGGAAGCUUCAUGGAAUACGCUGGUUGGCAGUAAAAAUACCUUCAGAUGUUGAAUGGCAGAAAACAAAUUGCAGCAAAGUACACGGCUUUAUUGGCGGCCAGUAUAAAAUUUGUAGAAGAAGCUUGCCUAUCAUGAGAUAUAUCUCCGAAGCUGCGGAGAUGACAAAGAAAGAGUGUAAAUCGCAGUUACAGAACAGACGAUGGAAUUGUACAACCAUCUCACAAGCUCCUUCGUUUUACAACGAUCUCAAGAGAGGAACCAAAGAGUCAGCGUUCGUAUACGCGUUGUCCUCGGCCGCUGUAGUUUACAGCGUGACUCAAGCCUGUAGUAUUGGACGAUUGAAGGAGAAUUGUGGUUGCGGUCGAACACCGAAGACGAAAUUAAAAAAUAAAGAUUGGCUAUGGGGUGGGUGCAGUGACAACAUUGCGUAUGGAGUGCGAUUUAGCAAGAAGUUCACAGACGCCGUGGAGAAGAAAAGAAUGGAUGGGCAAGAACCCGCAGCGGCCAGCCGAGCGUUGAUGAACAUACAAAAUAACGAAGCGGGUAGAACGGCUGUGAGAGAUAAACUGGCGACUAUCUGUAGAUGCCAUGGAGUGUCAGGCUCAUGCCAGAAGAAAACUUGCUUCAGGCGACUGAGCGAAUUUAAAGACGUUGCCACGCUCCUCAAGAAAAAGUACGAUAACAUUAUCACUGUUGUUAGCAAAACCAACUGCCGUCAGAAUCAUUACCUGAAGGCGAAGAGAGGAAAAAAGUACAACAGCCGAGACCUCAUUGCAUUGGACGCGUCUCCUAAUUACUGCAAGGUGUCCCGAGGGACUUAUGGAACGGUCGGAAGAGAAUGCAAUCCCUCCACCACCGGGAAGGGAAGCUGUCCGUACAUGUGUUGUGGGCGUGGUCACCGCACGUUUACACGAGUCGUUGAGGAGCGCUGUGAAUGUGAGUACGUGUGGUGCUGUUACGUAAGGUGCAAAAAAUGCAAGAGAACUAUUACUGUCAGCACGUGUCAGUGAGAAGACACUGAAAGAACUCAAAAGCUUAACCCUAAAGAAAAAAAAAACUACUGUCAACAAUUUAAAAUUAUGAAAAGUUUUUCGUGGAUCUAUAAAGGACAUCUGCCGAACAGAAAUCGUCAAUUCAAAAGGAUGGUAGAAGGAUCUAUUUAGAACUUCACAAGCAAGACAAGUGUAAAAAGAGUGACAUAGCUGAAUUAAUGCGAAUUUUGUUCGGCUCACGGAAGUUUUACAGCACACGAGACCCUGUCUGCUAGCGAAUGUCUUUUCUUGUAAAUAUGAGGUGAAGAAAGAUUUCUUCACUGAGUGAACGUCAGCUUUGUCUCACAAGCUGCACUACCCGAACGUAAGGUCCACAGGCCCCCCAUCCAUGAUACACUGGUAUAUCAUACCCGAACCACAGGAAUACGUGGCGCCCGGGAGUUGUUGUAAGCUACGUCACAAGUGAUACACUUAAUCACUUGAUUUAAUCCAAGAUUGUUAAUGGAGACUAAAUGGACAGACAUGCUUGGCAGGCCAUGAUUAAUGCAAGAAGUAAGUAAUGUGUCCGUACCCAAAACGUGGGUUUCUUUGUUACUAGGUAACACACACAAUUUUCCGUUCUUUAUGAACAGACUCUUUACCUUUUAAUUACAAUCAGUAAAAGGCGUAUUCUGGUCUUGCCAGUGAUAAAAAAGAGAUGUAGUUAGCGAACAUAGGUUCAAUAAGAUUAUGAAUGAAAGUUAUUCUUUAUCAUUAUAUGGCCAAGUGGUCUUGAGGUAAAUCCGAGCGUUCUGAUUGGUUCUUACUCGGUCGGUAUUUUACCGUGCGCAUCGUUUUCACGGAAAGGUCACUAGCCGGAUAUUUGUUCGCGAAAGCCGGCAAAUUCGAAAGAAACACGUUUUAUCCAUUUUUUAUGCCAAAAACACGUUUUUUAUGCCAAAAAAAAAUUAAUAAUUACUAACCUCGCUUCCUCGAGUCGUUCUUGGGAAUAUCGACCCUUAGUCGUUAUUGUAAGGACCUCAUUCCACUCUGUCUGUUCUACCAGGACCUCGGGCCAAUAUUCUUCUAUGCGGCCUUCACGCUCGGUCAGUAGGAAGUUACUAUAGCUCUCCUUAUUACUCGUUCUUUGCAACUGACUGCAAAUGAAUCUUCUGAUUAAACAUUGAAUAACCUGGAAACAAGUUUCGUUUCCUCAGGGAAAAGAAACAUGAAGAUUUUUAUGCUUACGACGAAUAACUGGGACCGAUCUGUGAGCAUUCGAACUUCAAACAAUAAAUGUUAACAAGAGAGUAAUAUUUCUGCUGCUGCACAUUAAAAAAGGAUGUAAUGGACUAGAUAAGUUAUCAUUUCUUGACCGUCAAUUCUAGGCGUAAGUCAUCUCAGUUACAUUCCUCUAUGAUCAUUUUAAAGGUUUUCACUUGCGUGUUAAAAUUUGCCUUGGUUUACAUUGCACUGUGAUUGGUCAGAAAAAACAUGUAUCGUUGACUUGCCAACCAAUACUAAAUCAAAGCCAAUCACGACCUGGUCACGUGCGUUUUCCCGCUGUUAUGUAUAUAGGCUUUUCAAUCUAAUUGGCUAGUUGUGUGCCUUGCUUUUUAGGUAAUUGGUUCAGAUUUGCGAAGCUCUUUUGAAAUCCUGACGAGCUCCUUAUUUCAAAUAGCAAAGAUUACGCAUAUAUGCUAUUUUAGCAAAUGUAAGAUGAUAUUAGGGAUAGACAAGCCUCAAAAUUUUUUAGCUCACUCAACUUUAUUAAUACUUAUUUAUUAAAAACCAGCUAUUUACUAUACACUCUUAUGAUACGCACCGGGUUUCUUACUGGUAAUAAAGAUGACAAAUAAUUUCU